AUGGAUGAAUACGAAGUGAAUCAUACCGAGGGAGAAAACAGUCCAGCCGAUUUGAAUGACGAUCGAUUCAGUGACGAUGAGCUACCACCUCCUUCAGUGGUGGAUGGAAAAAAGGUGAUUAAUGGAGGCAGUGGACCUGCUGACGAUGAUAUACUUAAAAUCGGAGUGAGACCAACACCUCAUGCUGUGCCUAAAGAUCAAAGAAUAACAACACCUUACAUGACGAAAUAUGAAAGGGCCAGGAUAUUGGGAACAAGAGCAUUACAAAUCGCCAUGAAUGCGCCGGUUCUAGUCGAUAUAGAAGGAGAGACAGACCCUCUUCAAAUAGCACAGAAGGAAUUGUCACAAAAGAAGAUCCCCCUUAUUGUCAGGCGGUAUCUCCCCGAUAACUCCUAUGAGGAUUGGAGUGUUGAUGAAUUGAUUAUUGAUUGA
Molecule: messenger RNA, 432 nt
Organism: Brettanomyces nanus
Lineage: Eukaryota; Fungi; Ascomycota; Pichiomycetes; Pichiales; Pichiaceae
Exons: 1
Coding region: 1-432 (143 amino acids)
Biological process (GO): DNA-templated transcription
Cellular component (GO): RNA polymerase II, core complex; nucleus; RNA polymerase I complex
Molecular function (GO): DNA binding; DNA-directed RNA polymerase activity
Source: RefSeq, a predicted model, not a curated record